This is a messenger RNA of Periconia digitata, 1543 nucleotides long. The record is from the annotation of a GenBank genome assembly. NCBI's taxonomy places the organism in Eukaryota, Fungi, Ascomycota, Dothideomycetes, Pleosporales, Periconiaceae.
CCAACCGAUUGCAAUCAGGAGGUUUCCGGGGGGUCUCUUCAGAGCGAGCUUCAUAUUCCCUGGCUUCCCCAACAGUUUCCUUCGCCAUGAUCCUUCACUACCUUCUCAGCCUUUCGUCGUCGUAGGGCCAGUAGGCACCACACGUUGCCUUUUCCCCCUGCAAGUCGGCCCUUUGGUCCAAACACCUAUCGUUACAGGGCUGAAUUUUCAUCGCAUUUUCUAUCGCGAAUUUCUUAUUACUUAGUUGCGCCAUCUCCUGAGAAUCACAUUAUGGCUUCCUUGGCAAUUGCUUUUCAGCUACCACUACUCUUGUUCCGCAGACAGACCAAGUCGGAUCGCAAGUCACACCACACACGCGAUCGAAAUGAGCGCCCGCGACUCUGCAAUUAUGAUGAGCUGCCGGAUUGGUAUAGGCUGUCGGAGAGCCCUUACAUUCUAACACAUUACCGGCCACCGAGCAAUAGCUGCCAGACCUCCAUACAGUCCUUGUUUCUCUACCUUCACAAUGAGACGAUGAAUACAUGGACCCAUUUGCUUCCAGCUCUUGUUCUAGCUCUUGCGCUACCUUUGCUUCAAUUCCACAUCUCCAGGAUAUAUGCUGAAGCACCCUGGAUCGACCGCUUCAUGUUGACCCUUUCGCCCAUGGCCGCCCUCAUCACUUUUUCUCUGUCAGCAACAUACCACACACUCAACAACCAUUCGCCAUUCGUAUCAUCUUCCUGCCUGCUCAUGGAUUUUGGCGGUAUUCUCGUUCUUAUCCUGUGCUCCUUUGUCAGCGCUAUAUACAUGGGCUUUUACAACUUCCCGUUCGAGCGUCGCCUUUACUGGACCAUGAUCGGAGUCUUGAUAGCGACCAGCGCUCUUCUCGUUCUACACCCGCGCCUCCAGGGCAUGAAAUACCGCACUCACCGCACAUCGGCUUUUGUACUUACCGUGCUUUCCGGCUUCGGACCCACCUUCCACGGCAUGUACAUACACGGCGUGAGCAAAGGGUUCCAUGAAUGCGGAAUCAAGUGGUGGCUUGCAGAGGGUUUCUGUUAUGCGGUCGGAGUCGUCUUCUUCGUGAGCAGGUUUCCCGAGAGAUGGGCUUGGUCAAGCACGCCUGGUGCGGACGGAGUGUGGUUCAAGAGAAGUAGAUUUGAUGUCUUUGGCGGUAGCCAUCAGAUCUUUCAUAUAUGCGUUGUCCUGGGCGCUGCUUGCCAUUGUUUCGGCGUGUGGGAGACCUGGAAAUUCGCGGUUUGAACAUGGACGCAAACAAAAUUCCUCUUGACGAUGGAACGCAGCAAUCAUGUCAAUUUUCUUCAACUUAGUAUAAUUUAUAAUCAUCAAUGCAUCGCGUACGCUCCGUGCGAAUCAUGCUCUUUGUUCACGCUGACAUCACCCUUGUUUACCGCCUCGUUCUUCUGAUCAACGGCUGGCACGCCGCCAUGCUGUAUAUGCAUGCUGAUCAUCCUCAAGCGGCUAUAAUGCAGUAAGCUCACCUUCCGAGAGCAGGCAAACAACGUGACACGGAGACUGACACGCUUUUCUAUCACGUGCACUU